Molecule: messenger RNA, 1440 nt
Organism: Aspergillus brunneoviolaceus CBS 621.78
Lineage: Eukaryota; Fungi; Ascomycota; Eurotiomycetes; Eurotiales; Aspergillaceae
Product: cytochrome P450
Exons: 7
Coding region: 1-1440 (479 amino acids)
Molecular function (GO): monooxygenase activity; heme binding; iron ion binding
Source: RefSeq, a predicted model, not a curated record
AUGGUCGCAGCGCUUAUCCUAGGGCUGUACCUGGCGUAUGCUACAAUCGUGGGCUAUCAAAGAUUGUCGCAGUUCCCCGGCCCGGUUUGGGCGCGAUUCACCAAUCUACCGCGAGUAAGAUGGCUGCAAACCGGUCGUUCGCACGACAUUCAUAUGGAUCUUCAUGACAAAUACGGCACAUUUGUUCGUCUGGGUCCGAACAUGAUAUCUAUCUCGGAUCCCAACGCCCUCCCCACGGUGUAUCCAAGCAGACCUGGUGUCAAGAAGGGAAACUUCUACCGAGCCCUGACGCCAUUCGUUGGCAAGGGGGAUCCUUUGCCUCUCGUCUUCAACACCCGAGACGAAGCCUUUCACCGCGUUUUCCGAAGGCCGAUCGCCCCGUUGUAUACGAUGGCCAAUGUGUUGACCUACGAGUCCACCGUUGAUCGAGUCCUUGAUCUUCUCGUCGCACAGUUGGAUACGCGAUUUGCCGAGCCGAGGCGAAUAUUUGACCUGGGCUCGUGGCUGCAAUUGUUCGCUUUCGAGAGUAUGGCUUCCGUGACCUUCUCCAAGCGAUACGGCUUUCUAGAGAAAGGAAUAGAUGAAACGGGGCUUCUAUUCACCAUCGGGAGAUUACGAAUCACACAAAUACCCUGGGCGGACUUUCUCUGGAACAAGAAUCCCAUUGUGACUCGCCUCAUGCCUACCACUGCGCAGCCCAUUAUGGACGUGGUAAUGACCAGAAUCCACCAAUGCCAGCAGGAGGUCGAAAAGGGCGGAAUGGAGGGCCAGCCCAAGACCUCCAAAGACUUCCUCUCACAGUUCAACGAAGCCCGCGAUCGGGCCGUGACCGCCUGGACAUUCUCGAAUGUCUUGGUGGGUUCCGAUACGACUGCGGUGGCAAUGAGAAACCUCUGGUACAACCUCCUCUCCCACCCAAGCUCGAUGGCAAGUCUGCAGGCUGAGUUUGGAUUCCAAGAAGGCGCUGGUAGAAUGUCGCGGCCACAUCCACCGUGGAGCGUGAUUACCGACUUACCUUACCUGGACGCCUGUUUGAAGGAAGCCCUGCGCUUGCACCCCCCGUUCUGUCUGCCGUUCGAGCGGAUCGUCCCUGCAACAGGCAUGACUGUCUCCGGCCGCUAUCUCCCUCCCGGAACGACUGUUGGUAUGAACCCAUGGGUGAUCAAUCGGAAUAGAGAGGUGUUUGGUGAGGAUGCCGACAUGUGGCGGCCAGAGAGGUGGCUGUCUGAUGCCCACAGUCACACCAUAAUGGAAAAGACUAUGUUCAGUUUCGGAGCAGGACGACGUAUGUGCUUGGGUAAGAUUGUAGCCAUCUUCGAGAUCAAAAAGUUGACUGCCACACUCCUACUCAAGUACCAUCACCCGGAGCAUUUCAAGACAGAAAAUUAUUUUUUCUUCCACCAGACUGGUCUGAUGGCAACGAUUGAGAGGCGGAUUUAG